Messenger RNA from Dreissena polymorpha, 5452 nucleotides. Its product is annotated as FMRFamide receptor-like. Gene Ontology annotation, cellular component: membrane. Gene Ontology annotation, molecular function: G protein-coupled receptor activity. The record is from RefSeq and is a predicted model, not a curated record. Gene Ontology annotation, biological process: G protein-coupled receptor signaling pathway. Lineage: Eukaryota; Metazoa; Mollusca; Bivalvia; Myida; Dreissenidae. Bases 629 to 2050 code for a protein of 473 amino acids. The transcript has a single exon.
ACAAAUUUUGGAUCAUGAAAUAAUAUUGAAAAAAAGUACAAAAAAACACAGUAACAUAUUCAAUUAUUUGUUUCAAGUUUCCAAGAAGGACAUCAUUGCUUUUAAUCAAGUUACUUGUGGAAAAACUAAAUUGUAAGAAGACAAUUUAAUUUGUACAUACAUAUUAUUAAAUAGAAAAUAUUAUCAAUCAUCAGAAAUAAGGCAUUUAUUGUUUGCAUAAUGAUUAAUUUUAGUGGAGGUGUAACUGAAAGUGUAAUAUUAUUGGCUUUUUAUUGCUGUACAUAGGAAAUCAAAGUAUCAGCUUGGAAUAGACAGACAACAUUUUAAGCUAUUAACCUUUGCAAAAGGCAAUUAUUGCUGUCAUUGGGUGCAAUAAACAGUGAAAUGAUAUUUUAAACCAUCAAAAUCUAGUUGCCAGCAUGUUGUCAUUGUAAUGUAAGUUACAAAUCUGCAACAUUAUACCACAAAGGAGGCUUUAAAAGUGUUUUUGAAUAAAAUCUUGCGAUGAAAACUGUAAUCAUUUAGAGAAAAUAGAGGAGAAAAAAACACCAAAACAUGAGGAUUAUAUUGAAAUCUCUGUCCCUUUGAUUUGCUGAGAUUUUAUCAAUAUCUGCGUCCUGUAUUGUAAAUGUGGAUGAGAACCAUGGUGGAUGUGUUUUCGGAAGAUUUCAUCGCAACAUUGGACAUACCUAUCACUUUCAAUCACACGUUCCUUAACCAUGACUUCUUCUCAGCAAACGUAUCAGACAGCACACCUUUUAACCACGAUUUGGACACGGACGAACAAAAGUAUGAAAAGACGUUGUUCAAUUAUUAUCUCAUGGGCGUCGCAGGAACAGCGGUAUGUUUUGCGGGCAUUGUUUGUAACAUAUUGUGCAUCCUGGUGCUGACUCGUCGUGUGAUGAACUCUUCCACAUAUUCGUAUCUCUCAGCAUUGGCCGUCUGCGACAUGCUCGCUCUGGUGUUGACAGUGACAAUAUUUCUUCUUAGUGAUGAUACCAAAUUUCCACAGAAGGGUUCACUCACGUGGGCAAAGGACUCUUACGCAAUAUUGUUUCCAUAUCUCCAUCCUAUGGCUGUCACAUUCCAGGUUACGUCCAUUUGGCUCACCCUCGGUUUUACAGUGGAUCGUUACAUAAUGAUCUGCCAUCCUUUUAAAGCGGAGCAUCUGUGCAGUGUUAGCCGCGCCAGAAAAGUCAUAGUGUUCAUAUACCUGCUAGGCCUCUUUUUCAACAUACCCCGUUUCUUGGAAUAUACAUCGGAAGAAAUCACGGUUCCAACGAUUACUGACGGAUGGGAAACACACCAAAUAGUUCAGUACACAAAUCUGGGUAAAAACCAAAUGUUUAUUGACUUUGUUCACUCAUAUAUGUAUUUAACGUUUGUAUGUGGUGUGCCAUUUUUAACUCUGGCAAUAUUGAAUGCAUUCUUAAUACAUGCAGUUCAGAUGUCGAAGAAAAAGGGGAGAAUGAUAAACGCAAAGGAAAAAAGGCGUAACGACACAACUGUGAUGCUUAUAGGUGUGAUAAUUAUAUUUUUAAUAUGCCAGGGACCAGCAUUAGUGUCUCGUAUGGUAUAUGCAAUCAACAUUAAACUCGCAACAUCCUCGCUAGCGUUUCACAAAGUCAAUGAAAUUGGGAACUUUUUGAUCAUCCUUAAUUCUGCUGUAAACAUUUUACCGUACUAUUUCUUCGGGAAACGUUUCCGCACGGAGUUCUGGCGAAUCUUUUGCAUGGUCUGUUUGUCUCACUAUCAACUGCGUAAGCUCACACGUAACCUCAGUUUCUCAAUUGACCGUCGGCGGCCUUCCCAGUGUAGUCUGGGAUACCAGUACGAACUCAACGGAAUAGCGCGGGCCAUAGUCCAUCGUGACAGCCACUUACCUUUGCUUCAAAACGGGAAAACAUUGCUCAGUAAGGAAGCUGGCCAACUUGAAGGUUUGACUGUGAACAAUUUCAGUUCGUCAAAAAUGGCUCGAAAGGAGAGUCCUGUUUCUCUCAGUGUGAUUCUGGAAACUGAUGACAAUAGGAAUGAAAAAUUCAUGUGUUAGUUUUUUAUGUAAGCUUGUGUAUUUAUGUUGUCUGUGAUUGAAUGUGUUCAAAUGGAGUGAAAUCCUAAAAAAAUAAAUAUUAUUCAUGAAUUCUGGAUAUGGUUGUUUUCUUUAAAAAAUAAACAUUUUAGGUACAGUUAGAAUUUCUUUUUUAGCAAUUUGUGACAAAAUAAAGUGUUAAUUCUUGUCUCUUAAUCUGGCUAUUAUUGUUUUCCUAAAAAAAAUAAAUUUUGGAUUAGGUAAGAAAUAUCUGUUUGUACAAUUAUAUAAUAGUGAUUAAUUGAAGUGAAGUCCUGAACAAUUCUUUGUUUGUUUUAAAAUUUCUUUUCUAAUUGUUGACAUGAUUGUUUUCAUUUUGCCAGUAAUUUUAAAUCAAGUAACAAAUAUCUGUUUGUACAAUUACAACAACAACAGCAUUUAUGCAGCAAUAAAGCUGACAAUAAAGCUUCUAGCCUACAAUGGUGAAUAUAAAUAUACUUCUGGUUCAAAUGAUUUUAUUUAUUAUUUGAUAAAGGAGGGUGCAAACUAUUAAUGGUAAUGAAUUUGAUUUAUAGUCUGAAAUCUAACAAUUUAAGUGUUUAGUUGUUAACUCAUGAUAAUAUUAACUUUAUUCCUAAAACUGUUAAUUAUUUGUUUAAAUACUUGAUUGUGUUUUAAUUAUCUUUGUUGAAGGUAAAUAGUUAUUGAAAGAAUCUUGUCAGAUCUUAAAAAUAUACUUUUUUGCGAGCUGCUUGUGCCAUAGAUGUAUGUUUUUCAUGCUCAAAAUGGAUAUUGUAAUUAAUAACAUAUUAUAAUUUGUUUCAAUUUAUUACCAUUUGCUAUUGAUUUUUCCAAUUUUGAAAAAUGUUGAGCUUUUUAAUAAAGAUGUGAAUUGAUUUUCUCAAUAAUAUUUUGAAAUGUUGCUUUGGGCAAUAUCUCUUAUUAUUAUUUUCUGUUGUAAAACACCGAAAGAAUUGAAAUUCAUUUAAUUAACUUUUGUAUUUAACAUAGUUAAAACACUUUUGUUGUUGUCAAACAGUAAAGAACAUAAGAAUGUAAUGCAAAAUGCAUGUAGCCUUUGAUUUAAUUCAAAUGAUACCAAUGCAAAAAAAUAAACUUUGUAAAUCUAUUUGAGAAAUCAAGGUCGGAUAAAUAUAACUUGCCAGAUAAGAAACUCUUGUGCACACAUUUGGUCUGCUGAUGUUAAUACAUUUUCUUUAUUUCACAUGUUUGUCAUGCAUAUUUGCAAGCUAAUACGGAAUAUUCAAUCAUAAUUAUUAUUUAAGGUACACGAAAUACCAAUGUGUUCAAAUUAAACGUUACAUCAAGAUUAACAGCUGUAUAAAUUGUAUGGCUUUUUAAUUCAAAUUUGCAAAAAAAAUCUAAGAUAUUUAGUUUUGAUUAAAUAGAAUUAUUUAAAUACUCAUUAAAUAUAGUUGUUCCCCCCAAGAAAGAAUGUUGAGUGGAGGAAAGGGGUAAAUGUGAGUUUUGAGAACUAUGUUGUUGAUGGAAAUUAUAUCAGAAGUUGUUUGUUUAAUUUACAAAUUGUCACUGUGGUCUGCUGGUGUUAACAAUGGCAAGAUAUAACUGUUAAUAUAUUGUUAGCUAAAAACUGUUUUUGUGACAGCCAUUCUCACUAACACAUUUCUAAUGAAAUUGCGAAUGAACGUAAUGUUUAGAUGGUCAUUUUGCCCAGUUUUAGCAGAAUUAUGGCCAUUAAACUAUUUUCCCACAAUAUAAUAUAUAGUCGUAAGUCCAAACAUUGUGUUGCAGGGCAUUCUUGUAACACAUUUCUAAUACAGAAAUGUUGACAUAUAUUUAUGUCUAGCGUCUAAAAAAAAGGCCUUGGCAAACAGCGUAGACCAAGAUGAGACGCCACAUGAUGAAGCGCCUCAUCUGGGUCUAUGCUGUUUGCUUAAAGGAAUUUCUGUAAGAAAUAUUCUAAAUAUAGAAAACAAUAUACUGGUCGUGUACGUAAUUCCGGCCUGUACGUAAAAAAUCGGCCACCUGUGUUUAAUCAUUUUCAUGAUCUAAACACACAUUUUUUUAUUAUUUUUAGAACAAUCAACUUGAAAACCAACCCUUAUCUCAAUAUUUUGCAAAUCAAAGAAGCAUAUCACUGUAAACGUUUGCAUUAAAAUGUCUCAAACAUAACACAAGAUAUUUCUCUCAUGGGAAAAGUGACGUCACUAAUUAUUGCAAAAAUUAUAUUCAUAUAAGAAACAAAUAUAUUUGAUAAAAUUAUUAUUAUUUCUAUCUGAUAAACUUUAAUUGAGGUAUUUUUAAUUAAUUGUAUAAAAACAUACAUUUAAAGAAAUCAGGACCUAAAUAUAAACUUUUAAUAUAUGAAUUACCUCCCUUGAUUUGAAUAUUAAUAGUUUACAUGUGGUAAAAUUAAAUAUAAGCGUUUACUAAAAACCGACACUAAAGUCAACUUUUUAAACAAAAUGUUUUUACUUUCAUAGCUAUGUUAGUAAAAAUUGAUUAAAACUAUAGAAAAUAAAUAUUUUUUAUAAAUUUGCAGUUCCCGAUUAACCGUGCAGGCCUGUUAAUAUUUAUUAUAAUAGGUAGGGGGAGUAACUGGUAUAAUAUUGUCGCAUAUUUUUUACGUUUCAAGUCAAAAAUUGUGUUUGUGUAAACCUUUAUUAAUACUCUUAAAACUAGGACAUUCGUCUAAAGAUAUUUCUUUGUAAUUGUACCUGCAGAUUAAACUGAAAAGUGGCCGAUUUUUUAGGUACAAUUGCCCUACGAAAAUUGAUAGUUUAUAUGUCACUAAUUUCUGUUCAUAAAAGUAACAUACACUGAUCUAAUUCUAAUGAAAUUUUCAUUCUAGGUGAGUUUUGAACCCAGGAUUAUAUAUGUGAAGAUUAGUUUAAACCAGUUGCCUAAAACAAAAGAUUUUGUAAAAAUAGUCCCAAAAGUGGCUGGAAUUACGUACUCGACCAGUACUUGACAUCCCAAUUUUUGGAAAUAAAUUUAUCCAAUUUAGAAGGAUGGGAGAGUCCACUAGGCAUAAUUGGGUUAAUAAAGAAUAAUAUUAGUGUUAAGUAUAUUUUUGUAUACAAUGUUGCACUAUAUGAAAGUUAUAACACACCACAUAUUAAAACAUCAGCUGAAUGUUUUGACUACGUAUUUUUUCCAGUUGCUAAUUAGAAAAUAUAAAAUUCUGUUGUAUUUGUUCCAGUAUUUAAGUAUUUACUUAUUCAUGUAAUCGAAAUAGUCAUAUAUUAAGUUUUAAUCUAAAAGCUACCAUGAAAAAAAAAGAAAUAACAUUUGUUCAACAUAAAUUAAUGAAAUUAUUGAGGAUAAAUUACAAUUUCAAUCCAGUGUACUGUUAUUUUUGUUUAGAACACAUUUUGUUUUAUUGUAUAUGAACACAUUGUUAUUUGUUGCAUAUGUCAUUGAUAAAAAUGCUAAAAAUUG